UAAUUCAUUUGCAUUUUAUUGCAUGACAUAAGUAUUUGAUACAUCAGAAAAGCAGAACUUAAUAUUUGGUACAGAAAUCUUUGUUUGCAAUUACAGAGAUCAUACGUUUCCUGUAGUUCUUGACCAGGUUUGCACACACUGCAGAAGGGAUUUUGGCCCACUCCUCCAUACAGACCUUCUCCAGAUCCUUCAGGUUUCGGGGCUGUCGCUGGGCAAUACGGACUUUCAGCUCCCUCCAAAGAUUUUCUAUUGGGUUCAGGUCUGGAGACUUGCUAGGCCACUCCAGGACCUUGAGAUGCUUCUUACGGAGCCACUCCUUAGUUGCCCUGGCUGUGUGUUUCGUGUGGUUGUCAUGCUGGAAGACCCACCCACGACACAUCUUCAAUGCUCUUUACUGAGGGAAGGAGGUUGUUGGACAAGAUCUCGCGAUACAUGGCCCCAUCCAUCCUCCCCUCAAUAAGGUGCAAUCUUCCUGUCCCCUUUGCAGAAAAGCAUCCCCAAAGAAUGAUGUCUCGGAGGGGAUGGUAGGGGACGCCAUGUGCGACUGACGUGUUUUCCGUUUGCUCCCGUGGUAUUCUUAAAGUUUAUGUGAAUUCUGCAGCAGAACCGUAUUUAUUUUUAAAAUAUUAAUUUGGUGAUCCCUUUCCAUAAAAACCAAGACUACUUUGCUUCCGAAUGUCAGCAUGUCGACCAAACAUAAGGCCAAAAGCAUGACUUUGAGAAAACCCGGCCUACAAGACCCGCUCUCAUCACCGCCCUCUCCUGAGUCUGAGGGCCCGGGGACGCACACUCUACCCGGGGGCGCGGCUUGGCCUGGCGGUGCUGAAAUGAACAUUCUCGAGGCCAUCAAACUACUACGCUCUGAGAUAGUUGAAAUGAAAACACAGGUGGUUGCUACGAUUGAGGCCAGAAUACAGGAGGUUUCUGAUACUUUAAAAGCAGAUUUAACCAUCCUGCGGAACGAGACUGUGCCAGCAAUCACAUUACUCAAAACAACAACUGCGUCACACACUACAACGAUUGCAGCCCUGGAGACCUCCGCUACUUAUGUCUCCGAUUUAACUACAUCCCUGGAGGCUGAAGUUAAACGCCUAGCUGCGGAUUUGAAAAAGGUGAAGGAGAGCUGUGUGAGUCUAGAGGGAUUCUCUCUCUGCAAUAAUCUGAGACUUGUAUCGGUCCCAGAGCCCGCGGAAAUGCAUCUUGCCACGGAUUUCGUUUCAGGGCUGCUGAAGGAUGUUCUUGCCUUAGAUGAAAAGCUCCUGAUUGAUCGAGCUCACCGGUCGCUAAACCCAAAGCCCCGGGAUGGGGAGAGGCCCCGUGACAUAAUUCUUCGAGUGCACUUUUUUCAUGAGAAGAUGGAGAUCCUCCGACGAGCCCGCAAUACCACUCUGAGCUUUCAAGGACAGAGCUUUUCCAUCUACCAGGACUACUCCCCCACUGUUUCCAGGCAGCGCGCAGCUUUCGGACAGGCCAAACCAGUACUUUGGGACCAUCCAAGUGUGAAGUAUGGACUGCGAGUCCCGGCCCGUUUAUGGAUAUCUCAUGAGGGUAAAGACUACACAUUUGAAUCUCCGGAUGAGGCUAUGGCUCACAUUCAACGUCACAUCAAGAAGUCUUGAAUAUGCUCACAGUUCAGCAACUGUUGCUUGCGAACUGUGGAUAGUGACAGUUUUGAUACUCAUCAAUACAUCCUGUAUCAAAAGGUUGGCUGGACUUUGCUAUAGACCCGAAGAUCUCUACAUUACUCAAUUUUUGUUUACAAGGUCCUACUUCACAAACUUCCAUCUUAUCUAUCUUUUCUGUUGAAGUAUACACAGUAUAACAUAUUGUUACAUAUUCUUACCUCUUUGUUGAUUCAUAUCCAUUGAAUUGUGUCCAUUUUCUGUUUCAGUAAGAAUUCUUAAAAAGUGUCAAAUAACACAGCCAUUUGCACAAAUAUGAAAACCCAGAUGGUAUCAUCAUAAAAUAAUAUAAAUUUAGAUCAUAAAGGGAGAAACCUUACCUUAAAUUGAGAAGAUAUUUACAUUUUUCAGUUAAGUGCCUGCACCUGCUGUCCUCUCAAAUUCAAAUAAAAAUAAUUAAUUUGGACAGUUAGGUAACAGCAAGAACCCCCAAGAACUAAAGAGGUUCCUCAAUCGCACCUCCUAUGGGGUUCCUUGUUGACCCCUAAUUUGAUUUGCCUAACCCAUUCACAGUAUUGGUUAACUCUUGAGGUUCCUAGGCUCUCCACUGAGCUAGGUAAACCUGAUUUUAUAUAUAUGCCAUUUAGCAGACGCUUUUAUCCAAAGCGACUUACAGUCAGUCAUGUGUGCAUACAUUCUACGUAUGGGUGGUCCCGGGAAUCGAACCCACUACCCUGGCGUUACAAGCGCCAUGCUCUACCAACUGUGCUACAGAAGGACCACAAUUUUAGUUUUAGUGAACCGUAUUGCUGGAACAAAAUUCAAAAUACAUUUAAUCUUAAUGUUCUGGUGCCAUUUGGACAAUUGAAUGUAGUGAUGGGGACUUAUUUGUGGAGGAAUGUAACUGUUUUCAUGGGUGAUUUGUAAUGUUUGAUUUGUGCUUCCAGUGACUGUAUUUUUGUAUUUUAAUG
Messenger RNA from Oncorhynchus keta (chum salmon), 2593 nucleotides. RefSeq lists its product as uncharacterized. Bases 684 to 1619 code for a protein of 311 amino acids. Gene Ontology annotation, cellular component: ribonucleoprotein complex. Gene Ontology annotation, molecular function: single-stranded RNA binding. The transcript is spliced from 2 exons. NCBI's taxonomy places the organism in Eukaryota, Metazoa, Chordata, Actinopteri, Salmoniformes, Salmonidae. Gene Ontology annotation, biological process: retrotransposition. The record is from RefSeq and is a predicted model, not a curated record.